CUGACAAUGGACCCACUUAAACUCAUGGCGCGUUGACAACGAGCAUGUGGAAGCCUGAUGACGCCUUCAAGAACACCCCGCAAACGCACCCAGAGAAUCGGCAAGGCAAGCGUCUUUCUUAUCAAUGCUCGCUCUUGCGACCGCGCUGUUUUACGCGUCUCUUGGCCGCGUUCCGCCCUAGCUCGUCCGGGCAAGAUAUCGUGAGCUAGAAUGCUGCUUUGGUGACCAACGACAUGACCAACAGCGCGGCUACCAACGGCAUGGCAACCAACUCAAAGCCUAUACCGGCCCUUUAUACGGUGUAUAUCCUUCGAUCCACCAUCCGCCGCGCAUCGUUCUACAUAGGCUCGACCCCGAAUCCUCCGCGGCGGCUGAAGCAGCACAACGGCCAUGCGCCGGGCGGUGCUGCCAAGACGUCGCGGGCCAAGCUUAGGCCUUGGGAGAUGAUCGGGCUUGUCUCUGGGUUUCCUAGCAUGGUUGCGGCACUCAAGUUCGAAUGGGCUCUCACCAACCCCCAUAUGACCCUCCACAUUCCGGCCGACGAGCGUAUAAGCAAAGGCAAAGGAAAGAAGCGCAACGGUAUUCCAAGGAGACCGGUGCCUUGCCUAGCCUCCAUCAUCUCGAACGUGGACAUUCUUCUCCGAGUGCCCAGCUUUGCCAGGUGGCCGUUGAAGCUACAUUGCUUUGCUCCCGAAGUCUAUAGAGCAUGGAGCAAGAAUCUCGUCUCAAGCAGUGCGGCUCCAGGGGAGGGGAAUCUUGAGGUCGUGACAGACUUUGGCCCCACGCCAGGGAGCGGGAACACAACGACGGCGACGGCAGCGAAGACGCCGAUUUUGGAAGACGACGUGACAGGGUCGGGAGAAGAAGAGGAGGCGAUAGCAAGCCCGUGGGGGAUCCACGCGCUGCCCCUCGAUUAUUCCUCGCUGAAAGCUUACGUGGCGAAGGGGCGUUCCGUAUUUGAGUUUGAGCGCGAGGGUAACUGCGUAGUUUGCAAAGAGCCACAGGAGCCCGGCAAGGGAUUACUGGCGAUCUGCACAAACGAGGGCUGCGAGGGUGUUGGGCACAUCUCUUGCUGGAGUCGGCACAUUCUCGGCACACAAGGCGAUGCCGAGGUUCUUCCAGUUCAGGGGUCGUGCCCGAGGUGCCAGGGCCCUGUCAAGUGGUGUGAUAUGAUGAAAGAGCUCACUCUACGGACCAGAGCCUCAGCGGAUGUAGAUAAGCUUCUGAAAGUCAAGCGCCGGAAAGUAAAAUCAUAGCGACUAACUUGUAUGACUUGGUAAUCUAUUGAGUUGAGAGUUCAGUCUACUUUGGAUCCCGCCCAUGGAGAGGUCGGUGACCCCUUGAAGAAAUUCGCG
This is a messenger RNA of Gaeumannomyces tritici R3-111a-1, 1355 nucleotides long. RefSeq lists its product as hypothetical. Gene Ontology annotation, cellular component: Slx1-Slx4 complex. Bases 234 to 1256 code for a protein of 340 amino acids. NCBI's taxonomy places the organism in Eukaryota, Fungi, Ascomycota, Sordariomycetes, Magnaporthales, Magnaporthaceae. The transcript has 2 exons. The record is from RefSeq and is a predicted model, not a curated record. Gene Ontology annotation, biological process: double-strand break repair via homologous recombination. Gene Ontology annotation, molecular function: crossover junction DNA endonuclease activity; 5'-flap endonuclease activity.